Ilyonectria robusta is the source of this 1401-nucleotide messenger RNA. RefSeq lists its product as uncharacterized. Gene Ontology annotation, biological process: regulation of DNA-templated transcription. Bases 1 to 1401 code for a protein of 466 amino acids. The record is from RefSeq and is a predicted model, not a curated record. Gene Ontology annotation, cellular component: nucleus. Gene Ontology annotation, molecular function: DNA-binding transcription factor activity, RNA polymerase II-specific; zinc ion binding. The transcript has 3 exons. Lineage: Eukaryota; Fungi; Ascomycota; Sordariomycetes; Hypocreales; Nectriaceae.
AUGACGAUCAACGCCCCCCACAACUACUACGGCCCGGCGGACAACCGGCGAUAUGCCAGCCGGGCUGGAAGCUACCCACCCUCGUACCCCGAGAGACGGGUCGCUACCGGUUUCAGCGGCUGCCCAGGGGGCCCUCCUCGGGACCCUAACGAGCCCCCGAUUGACGACAAUAUGGAUGACUACUCUACUCAGCGAAAGCGAAUUGCUGUUGCCUGUGGACGAUGCCGCAAGCGUAAAAUCCGUUGCAGUGGCGAUAAUGGCAACGGAUCCCCUUGCACCAACUGCCGCAAUGCUGGCUGGGAGCCAUGCCAAUACCUCCGAGUUGCCUCUCAGGAAGCCCAGAUGAAGAACGGCAACUUCUCCUACAACAUUGAUGCUUCUCGCCAGUUCCAGACCAUCGGUCCUGUUUCCGUCGCCCCUCUCCAGACUGGAGCUCCUCAGUAUGAUACCUCUGGCAUCCAGACUCAUGUUGCGAACGAUGCUCUGGCCUUCCGCCCCGGUGGCUCGGCUACCUUUACCUACCACUCGCGACCCUUUGAUCAGGCCCAGAGCUGGGCCAACGGCAUGACUGUCGGCCAUGGGGAGGGCGCCGGCGUCCACUUCGGCGUCUUCACUCCCCCCUACCACCAGGGCGGCCAGCAGAGCCAGCAGGACCAGGAGCUGAGCAUCAACUACCGCAUCGGCGCCGACCAGCCCGACUCGGGCAGCAUGACUUUCCAGAACGUGCAGAGCGUGCAGAGCGUGCAGGCCAUCCACCAUGCGGCUGCAAACGUCCACCAGCGCGCUCUCCCCAUGCGUGCCCGACGCACCGCCUUGCCUCUCUCGGGAGCCUCCCCCUACCGGAACGACUCCUGCUCUCCCGUCUGCGGCAAGUCGUCCCAGUCCUCUUCCUCGGGUGCGUCGCCCAUGACCCCCGGCUCUGAGGCGUCGGCCCCCGGUUACACCAGCUACGAGACGCCUUCGCCGGGCAUGCCCACCAGUGCCGCGUCGUAUCCCGCCAUGGCGGUGGCCGCCCAGCUCACCCGUCCCAGCGACAUCUACGCUGCCACGGGCACCUCCGAGGCCCCCAUGUACUCGCCCGGCUCGGCCGCGGCUGGCCCGAUGCGCCAGGCCGGCUCCGGCCCUGAUAUGACCUACCGGUACACCGACACCACGGCGGGGACCGUAUCGCCGGUUGGCCCAUCCCUCCACAUCAAGCUGGAGCGCCAGUCCUCCUCGGCUGAUGCUGCCCUGGCGCUGAGCCACCUCCACGGACCGGCCUAUGUGGGACAGAACCAAGGCCAGAACCACGGCCAGAACGCAUCCUACACGAUGGCGGGCGACGUCCAGGGCGCCGGCACCGCCGGCACCGAAUCCGAUGCAGAGGACAGCGAGUACAAGAAUGUUGUGCUCCGAACCUGA